Messenger RNA from Danio rerio (zebrafish), 1882 nucleotides. RefSeq names its product shootin 1 (gene shtn1). The record is from RefSeq and is marked validated. Gene Ontology annotation, cellular component: growth cone; lamellipodium; axon. Lineage: Eukaryota; Metazoa; Chordata; Actinopteri; Cypriniformes; Danionidae.
CGCUUGCGCUCUGCUUACUGUUUUGUCGGAAGAGUAUUAAAUCAUUUACCACAACUUUCAAUGGCGUCAAAAGGAAAGAAGAAUAAAGUGAGAACGAAUUCAGAUCUGUCCAACCAAGUUCUUCUACAAUAUGAAAGCCUUCAAAAGGAACAUGAGAAAAUUAAAAAAGAGUGUAAAAAAUUGCAAGAGGAGAGAGAUGAGGCCUUACGGAAGCUGAAUGAAUUUGAAUCUGUGUCACACAGGGUUAUCGAGGAGGUAAACAGCAUUCAGGAGAAUUUAGAGAUCGAGAAGACAUGCAGAGAGAGCGUGGAGGCUUUGGCCUCAAAGUUAAACAGGCAGAACCUCUCUCUGAAGAGGAAGAGUAUGCUCUAUAUGUCUCGCCUUGCUGCUGAUGUGGUCGCUGAGAUCAGUAUUGAUGAUGAGGAUGAUGAAGAUGCACAUGAGGAGGAGGCUGGCGUUUGUAGCUCCUCCCACUGUCAUAUUGUCAUCACAGAGCUGAGGGAUAAGCUAGAGGAGAUCCUGGCUACGAAGAAGCAGCUCAUGAUCGAUCUGGAGACGACAAGAGAGCAGCUUUCCAAAACCAGACAGGAACUCCUGAAAGAGAAACAUGAUAAUACUGUUUUGAUAGCUGAAACAUUCCAACAAAAGAAGCUCUUGGGCAAAUACAACAGAGUUUCUCAAUAUGCUUUAGAUGAGUUUGAGUCCUUGCAGGAGGAUCUGAAGCUUGAGAGGGAUUUGCGUUCUGAAGCGGAGAAGUUUGCACAUGAGAUGCUCAUAGAACAGAAGAAGCUGAAAAGACAAAGCCAGGUGUUGGUCCAGAGUAUUUCCGUGGGUGAAGCUCUACAGAAAGCUCUGGCAGAAAUCAGCACACUGACACACACUCUGGAGAAACAGAGACUGGAGCAUCAGCAACAGGUGAAGGGUCUUGAAGAGCAGGUAAACAGCAGUGAAGUAAAGAAGCAGCUGACGGCGCUACAGAGACAGACAGAUCUGCUGGAGGAGGAGAGAAAAGAGUGGCAGCACAAACACACUAAAGCUGAAACCGAAGCCAAAGACCUCAGAUUCACAGUGGAGGAACUGAAAAAAAAGCUCCAGCAGGUCUCCAACCCUCCAACUGCUGCCCCAGCACCACCUCCUCCUCCACCUCCACCACCUCCUCCACCUCCACCAUCUAGUUCCUCAAGCAACCCACUCAGCUCAUUGCUAUCAAUACUUCGUAAGAAAAAAGAUGUGAGCACUGAAAUCGCAUUAGUGGAAAAAGACUCCUCUGAGAAAUCCCCAGAGAAGGACGUCAGACAGCAGGCUGUGGAUGAGAUGAUGCUGCGUAUUAAAAAAGGAGUUCAACUUCGACCGGUUUCCCAGACAACCAACAGAGUCAGACCAGGACCGAAAGAACCAACGGCAUCUAAUUCUGCCAUACAGGAACUUCAGGGGAUCUUGAACACAGUCAAGCGUCCAGGCCCCUCCUCCUCUCCUGGGCCACGCCCCCCAUCGCCAUCAGAAAAGUCAGAGCUGGAGAAAGCCCUGCAAAGAAGGAGGGAAGCAGUGAAGUCUGCAAAGAAUAAUACGAAUCCCAGCAGUGUUGUGGAUCUGACCCAAAUUAAGCAGACCCGGUCAGAACCAGGGCAGAACACAGGGGACCAGGAAACACUACGGCACACAACAACCACUAUAUGCACUGAGCAGCUCUCAUAGGAGAUCAUAGAUAAUUCUGGAGCACAUGGAAGCGAAAAAGAAACUCGGGAAGGAAAAUGACAGACUGUCUCUCUCUCCAUUUUAAUUAACUUCAUUUUGUGAGAAAAAUUAGAUCUCAAUCACACAAUUAAUACAGAGUCUGUUAUGAAAUAAUCACUGUGACAAAUAUAAAUAUAUAUUUCGCAAA